Molecule: messenger RNA, 2452 nt
Organism: Acomys russatus (golden spiny mouse)
Lineage: Eukaryota; Metazoa; Chordata; Mammalia; Rodentia; Muridae
Gene: Pfkl
Product: phosphofructokinase, liver type
Exons: 22
Coding region: 91-2433 (780 amino acids)
Biological process (GO): canonical glycolysis; fructose 1,6-bisphosphate metabolic process; fructose 6-phosphate metabolic process
Cellular component (GO): 6-phosphofructokinase complex; cytoplasm; membrane
Molecular function (GO): identical protein binding; ATP binding; monosaccharide binding
Source: RefSeq, a predicted model, not a curated record
UGACGGCGGCAAGGGGCGGGGACAGGCGACAGAAGCGCGGAAAGCACAGCGGCGGGAGAGGAGCUUGGGCUCCGGGUCUCCCCUGCUGUCAUGGCUACCGUGGACCUAGAGAAGUUGCGGAUGUCCGGGGCUGGCAAGGCCAUCGGAGUGCUGACCAGCGGCGGCGAUGCGCAAGGUAUGAACGCCGCUGUCAGGGCUGUGACUCGUAUGGGCAUAUACGUGGGGGCCAAAGUCUUCCUCAUCUACGAGGGCUACGAGGGCCUUGUGGAAGGAGGUGAGAACAUCAAGGCAGCCAACUGGCUUAGUGUUUCCAACAUCAUCCAGCUGGGCGGCACCAUUAUUGGCAGUGCUCGCUGUAAGGCCUUCACUACGAGGGAAGGACGCCUGGCAGCAGCCUACAAUCUACUCCAGCAUGGCGUCACCAACCUGUGUGUCAUCGGUGGGGACGGCAGCCUCACAGGGGCCAACAUCUUCCGCAACGAGUGGGGCAGCCUGCUGGAGGAGCUGGUGAAGGAAGGUAAGAUCUCGGAGGCCACAGCUCAGAACCACGCACACUUGAGCAUUGCUGGACUGGUGGGCUCCAUCGAUAAUGACUUCUGUGGCACCGACAUGACCAUCGGCACAGACUCGGCCCUGCACCGCAUUAUGGAGGUCAUUGAUGCCAUCACCACCACGGCCCAGAGCCACCAGAGGACCUUUGUGUUGGAGGUGAUGGGACGUCACUGCGGUUACCUGGCACUAGUGUCUGCGCUGGCCUCGGGAGCUGAUUGGCUGUUCAUCCCUGAAGCACCCCCUGAGGAUGGCUGGGAGAACUUCAUGUGCGAGAGGCUGGGUGAGACUCGGAGCCGGGGAUCGCGGCUAAACAUCAUCAUCAUCGCUGAGGGGGCCAUCGACCGGCAUGGGAAGCCUAUUUCAUCAAGCUACGUGAAGGAUCUGGUGGUUCGGAGGCUGGGUUUCGAUACGCGAGUGACCGUGCUAGGCCAUGUGCAGCGAGGAGGGACGCCCUCAGCCUUUGACCGAGUGCUGAGCAGCAAGAUGGGCAUGGAGGCCGUGAUGGCGUUGCUGGAGGCCACACCCGACACGCCAGCCUGUGUGGUCAGCCUCUCUGGGAAUCAGUCUGUGCGGCUGCCUCUCAUGGAGUGUGUGCAAGUGACCAAGGAAGUGCAGAAGGCCAUGGACGAGAAACGAUUUGAGGAGGCCAUCCAGCUCCGUGGCAGGAGCUUUGAAAACAACUGGAAAAUCUACAAGCUCCUUGCCCACCAGAAGAUCUCUAAGGAGAAGUCUAACUUCUCCCUGGCCAUCCUGAACGUGGGAGCCCCCGCGGCUGGCAUGAACGCAGCUGUGCGUUCAGCAGUGCGCACUGGCAUCUCCGAGGGACACACAGUGUACGUCGUGCACGAUGGCUUCGAAGGCCUGGCCAAGGGUCAGGUGCAAGAAGUGGGCUGGCAUGAUGUGGCAGGCUGGCUGGGGCGUGGUGGCUCAAUGCUGGGGACAAAGAGGACGCUGCCCAAGCCCCACCUGGAGGCCAUUGUUGAUAACCUCCACGCCUACAACAUUCACGCCCUGCUGGUUAUUGGUGGCUUUGAGGCCUAUGAGGGUGUGCUGCAGCUGGUGGAGGCACGGGGCCGCUACGAGGAACUCUGCAUUGUCAUGUGUGUCAUUCCUGCCACUAUCAGCAACAAUGUGCCUGGCACUGACUUCAGCCUGGGCUCAGACACAGCUGUCAAUGCGGCAAUGGAGAGUUGUGACCGCAUCAAGCAGUCAGCCUCGGGGACAAAGCGUCGCGUGUUCAUCGUAGAGACCAUGGGGGGCUACUGCGGCUACCUAGCCACUGUGACAGGCAUUGCUGUGGGCGCUGAUGCCGCCUACGUCUUUGAGGACCCUUUCAACAUCCAUGACUUAAAGGCCAACGUGGAGCAUAUGACAGAGAAGAUGAAGACAGACAUCCAGAGGGGCCUGGUGCUCCGGAACGAGAAGUGCCAUGAACACUACACCACAGAGUUCCUACACAACCUCUACUCCUCGGAAGGCAGAGGUGUCUUCGACUGCAGGACCAACGUGCUGGGCCACCUGCAGCAGGGUGGUGCUCCAACCCCCUUUGACCGGAACUAUGGGACCAAACUGGGGGUGAAGGCCAUGCUGUGGAUGUCGGAGAAACUGCGCGAUGUCUACCGCAAAGGGCGGGUGUUUGCCAACGCCCCGGACUCGGCCUGUGUCAUUGGCCUGCGGAAGAAGGUGGUGGCCUUCAGUCCAGUCACAGAACUCAAGAAAGACACCGAUUUUGAGCACCGCAUGCCCCGGGAACAGUGGUGGCUGAAUCUGCGGCUAAUGCUGAAGAUGCUGGCACAUUACCGCAUCAGCAUGGCAGACUACGUGUCCGGGGAGCUGGAGCACGUCACACGCCGCACCUUGAGCAUAGACACGGGUUUCUGAGGCCACCACCACUACUGCC